AUGGAAGGCCAUACUAAUUGCCAGAGAAUUCGAUUUUCUACAGGAUGUAUGGCAACAACACGUUAUUAUCAUACUCAAACUCUGCUUAAGUCGGGUAAAGUUCUUGUCACGGGUGGUUACUUAUCAUCGUCCAGUGCUCUUGCUAGUUCAGAAAUAUAUGAUCCAUCAAAAGACGAAUGGACCUCUACUACACGCAUGGCAACGGCACGUUAUGGUCAUACGGCAACUCUGCUCAAUUCGGGCAAAGUUCUUGUCACGGGUGGUUACAAAUCGUUGUCCAGUGCUCUUGCUAGUUCGGAAAUAUAUGAUCCAUCAGAGGACCAAUGGAACUCUGCUGCAAGCAUGGUAACACCACGUCAUUUUCAUACGGCAACCCUGCUCAAUUCGGGCAAAGUUCUUGUCACUGGUGGUUACAAAUCGUCGCCCAGUGAUCUUGCUAGUUCCGAAAUAUAUGAUCCAUCACAGGAUCAAUGGAACCCUUCUGCAAACAUGGCAGUACCACGUUACUUACAUACUGGGACUCUGCUCAGUUCAGGCAAAGUUCUUAUCACUGGUGGUUAUACAUCGUCGCCUGGUGGUUACUUAUCAGCGUCCAGGGCUCUUGCUAGUUCAGGAAUAUAUGAUCCAUCACAAGACAAACUGGCCUCUACUACAAGCAUGGCAAUGGCACGUUAUGCUCAUACAAUAACUCUGCUCAAUUCGGGCAAAGUUCUUGUCACGGGCGGUUACUCAUCAUCGUCCGGUGCUCUUGCUAGUUCAGAAAUAUAUGAUCCAUCAAAAAACGAAUGGACCUCUACUACAAGCAUGGCAAUGGCACGUUAUGCUCAUAGAGCAACUCUGCUCAAUUCGGGCAAAGUUCUUGUCACGGGCGGUUACUCAUCAUCGUCCAGUGCUCUUGCUAGUUCAGAAAUAUAUGAUCCAUCAAAAGACGAAUGGACCUCUACUACAAGCAUGGCAACGGCACGUUAUGGUCAUACGGCAACUCUGCUCAAUUCGGGCAAAGUACUUGUCACGGGUGGUUAUAAAUCGUUGUCCGGUGCUCUUGCUAGUUCAGAAGUAUACGAUCCGUGA
Molecule: messenger RNA, 1071 nt
Organism: Didymodactylos carnosus
Lineage: Eukaryota; Metazoa; Rotifera; Eurotatoria; Philodinida; Philodinidae
Source: the annotation of a GenBank genome assembly